Messenger RNA from Equus quagga, 3466 nucleotides. RefSeq names its product centrosomal protein 89 (gene CEP89). The coding region runs from base 100 to 2475 and encodes 791 amino acids. Lineage: Eukaryota; Metazoa; Chordata; Mammalia; Perissodactyla; Equidae. Gene Ontology annotation, cellular component: centriole; ciliary transition fiber. Gene Ontology annotation, biological process: mitochondrion organization; chemical synaptic transmission; cilium assembly. The transcript has 20 exons. The record is from RefSeq and is a predicted model, not a curated record.
CUAAGGCCAGCGGGAGCCGAACAGGCUUUAGGGAGCGGUUCUGGGUUCGGCGAUCCGCUUGUCCGUCCAGCCCUGGUCUAGUCACCUCCCGAAGCAAGGAUGCUCCUGGGAUUUCGGAGAGGCCGCAAGAGCCAGUUUAAACACAUCGUCCAUGGCCUUCUCCCUGCAGCCAGCAUCGCACCGAAGCCAGCCGUGCCCCGCACACCUCCUCCCCGCAGCCCCAACCCCUCUCCAGAGAGACCCAGAUCUGCUCUGGCUGCAGCCAUCCUAGCAACUACAUUGACUGGCCGGACCAUUGCCAUUCCUCAGCCUCGCCGUAGAUCCCGGUCCGAGAGUGACACCACCUACGUAGAAAAGGACGAUUUCAUCGAGCCCUAUGCCACCACCUCAGAGCAUCAGCUCCAACCAAACUGGCAGAGCGAGAAGGGAAGAAGAGCUUCUGUGCCGUCCUUUGAAAUGCUGGGCUACGGGGAGGAAGAGGAUGCCGACACCCACCUGUCAUCCAGCUACAAGGAGUCGGAGGAUGGCAGUGUUUGCAAAGAGGGAGGCCCCGGCGGUGCCGUGUACGCCGUGCCGCACAGAAAUCAGGUUCCGUUGUCACAUGGGGUGAACAGUGAAGAUGAGGAAAAUAUUUCUGAGCCAGAUGGGUUUCCAGGCUCACCUCUUACACCUCAGCGUACACAAGAAAAAGAUGGUAAACAUUCUCUUCUGAAUUUAAAGGAUGAAAAGCCACCAUUAUGUGAAAAGCCUCCACCCUCCCCAGACGUAACUGGUAGAAUGCGUCAAAGACGUAUAGAAAUAAACAACGAAAAGUUCGAGGAAUUAAAAGAAGAAAAUUUGCAUCUAAACAAUACAAAUCAAACCCUUGUUCUUGAACUUAGUAUAAUCAAACAAGCGCUGAAAGAGCUGCAGUUGAAACUGAAGAGGAUGGAGAGGGACGAUGGGGCGCUGAGAGAGGCUGAGGCGGCGUGCUCGCAGGAAGUAGUUGCUGUGCCUGAAUUACUUCAUCUAAGAAAACAAGCUCAGGAACUGGUGGAUGAAAAUGACGAGUUGAAAAUGACUGUCCAUCGUUUGAAUGUAGAACUGAGUAGAUAUCAAACAAAAUUCAGGCAUUUAUCCAAGGAAGAGAGUUUAAAUAUUGAAGGCCUCCCAUCAAAGGGCCCUACGCCGCCCUGGUUGUUGGAUAUGAAGUACCUGUCACCCUUGUUGCUGGCUUAUGAAGACAGAAUGAAAGAGAAGGACGAGCUCAAUGCCACCCUCCAGGAGGAAAUGAGGAUGUUUAGGAUGCGAGUCCAAGAAGUGGUGAAGGAAAAUGAAGACUUGCACCAAGAGUUAAAUAGGAGUAGUCCCGUUACCAGAGAGGAAUGGCAUCAGCUUCAGACUCAAGCAGGACUGGUUUUAGAGGAAAACAAGUUGCUGAUAGAGCAGUUGGAGCUUCAGCAAAGAAAAGCCCAGGACACCCACCAGGAGCGUCUGCAGGAAGUUUCUAAGCUGACUAAACAGCUAAUGCUUCUGGAAACUAAAACGCAGAGCCAGGAAAAGGAGCUAACCGGAAACAAGGAGCAAUUGGAAAUGUUACGUAACAAAUGCCAAGAACUGAAAACACGCUUGGAUGGCAAAAUUGCAAUGAAAGUUCAUGCUUCAAUCGUAAAUGAAUUAAAAAGCCAGUUGCAGAAGGAAGAAGAGAAAGGCAGCGCUGAGAUGGAAGAGCUGAUGGAAAAGUUGGUGGUCCUUCAAGUGCAGAAAAAGAGCCUGCUGUUGGAGAGGAACAGUCUGUCGGCCAAAAACAAAGCGCUGGAAGCCGAGCUCCGAAGGGCACAGAAAAUAAAUAGGCGAUCUCAAAAGAAAAUUGAUGUCCUCAAAAAGCAGGUGGAAAAAGCCAUGGAGAACGAAAUGUCCGCUCACCAGUACCUGGCGAGUCUCGUCGGCCUGGCGGAGAACGUAGCCCAGGAACGUGACGGCCUCAUGUACUUGGCUAAGUGUUUAGAAAGUGAGAAGCAUGGAGUUCUCAACAAAAUCAUAGAAGGCAACAUUCGCUUGGGAAGGUUAGAGGAAAAAGUCAAGGGCUACAAGAAGCAGGUGGCACUGAAGCUGGGUGACAUCAGUCACCACCUGACAGAGCAGGAAGAGGACUUUGCCAGCAGGACAGCUCAGUACCGGCAGGAGAUGAGGCACCUCCAUCGGAUGCUGCAGGACAAGCAGGAUGUCCUGGACGAGGCGCUGCAGCAGAAAAGAGAAAUGGAAGGCGAGCUUGAAGUUGUCUGGGAGUCCACCUCCAAAGAAAACCGAAGGAUCCGGGAACUUCUCCAGGCCACGCUGGAGAGGACAGGCCUGCGGGAUGACACCGGAGCUUUCGAGGACCCCCGCCUCAACGGCAGCCCGCUGGGCGACGUGCUGGAUGGCUGCAGCUUCAGCUAUUGUGACCUGGAGCCGCCUCCCGCCCCCCACCAGAGCCUGCGGGAGCCCCCACACUAGGGCCGCCUGGCUGGGAGGCCUGCCUGCCACCGCUGGAGGGCCAGCGCCACCUCCCACAGCAUGUUCUCCUCAGGGAAAGGAAGCCAUCAGCUAUCCCAGACAUUGAAUCUGCUUUUAUAUUUUGCUUUGUUUUUAAUAAUGUGCUGCUGAACUAUUUUUUAGCCAGUGCAUACCCUCUGGCAACACUGCCACUGAGAUGGGCUCUGUGAGACCCACUGCUCAGGUUAACAGGUGACCGGAUGAGCUGGCCUGUCCCUGGGCUCCUAGCUCUGCAGCUGGGAAGGCAGAGGGAGCGGGCGGGCGGGCCGUGCUCUCGUCCUGGGUGUUAGAUGAAGAAGUUGAGUUGGACGAGCCAUCGCUCAGUGGAGGCUGCAGUGUGCUCUCUGUGCAUGCAUCAGCUCUAGCUGGUCUUUUAUUGUUUGGUAAAAAACAUGGUGCUGGGCCUCAUGCUCCAGUAGGUUGCACAAACCCUGCUCUCCCCUCUCCCUCAGCCCUUCUCUAUCUUCCUAGGAAGGUAAUUUUUCUGGGGUCACAUAGCGCAUCCCCGCCGAGAGCGCUGACUUUGAGCACCAAGGUGGGGUCCCUGUCCCACUGCCACCACCGAGAAGGAUGCCAGGGCCAUGGUUCUGCUCCACACUGUGCCACCUCCCCAGGAAGAUUAUCCCAGCCCCUCAGGACCAUUCACUGGGACUUCCUGAUGGUAAUGCCAGCUGUCUAGGGCUGCCCGUCCCCAGCAUGCUGGAAGAACACAGGGACAUCAGGCUACAAAGGGCUUAAACAGUGGGUGGGAGCGUAGAAUCCUGGGAUGCAUCCUCCUACGAAACCCCUGUGAGCUAAGGCCUGCAUGGUGGCAGGUGUGCUGUUAGCACUGGUCCUUGGUCAUGGAUGAAAGUUAGGCACGUUGCCUUUGAUUGCUAGAUGGGAAGUUGAGAUAGAAAAUCAUAGUUCUUUUUACAUUUUAUUAAACUCGUUCAACAGUUAAACAAUUCUC